UCCCCUUCCCCCCCCAACACCAUUAGAAUACCUUACACACAACGGGAAGGUAGCCUUUUCCCAAGGCUCUUCCUUCCUUCUUCUUCCCUGUUCUCUCUUUCUCUCUCUUCUUCUUCUUCUCUCUCCAACCAUUUCCACAUAUUAUGAGGAAACUGUGCCCAAAUUUCGACCGUGAGGAUGGCCUCGAGACCGUUCUAGAGGUACCCAUCCCAGAAGAGAUGUUUACCUGCAUGAGCAUGGGCGGCAACAAUAACACCACCCCCACCACCACCAACAACAAUGCCCUCCGGUGGCAGAACAUGCGCACCUGGAUGAAAUCCCAAUGUGCAGAUAAGUUAGCCUCUGCCCCUGCCCUCUCCGGCCGCAACGCCGACCUUCAGUUUCUCCUCAAUGUUGUUGGUUCCCCUCUUAUCCCUCUCCAAGUUCAACAUGACUCCACCAUCAUUCAUCCCAUUAAAGAUUGUUCCAUUGAAGCUUCCACAGCCAAAUAUAUCGUUCAGCAAUACAUUGCGGCGACUGGAGGAUUAUCAGCAUUGAAUGCCGUCCACAGCAUGUAUGCCAUUGGACAGGUGAAGAUGACCUCUUCGGAAUUCCACCUGAGUGAAGGCGACGAGAGCGUUAAGGCUAGAGGCAAUGCUGAGAUUGGCGGCUUUGUUCUUUGGCAAAAGAACCCAGAUUUGUGGUACCUAGAGCUGGUGGUUUCCGGCUGCAAGGUUAGUGCCGGCAGCGACGGCAAGGUUGCUUGGAGGCAAUACGCCGCCCAACAAUCACACGCCUCUAAGGGUCCCCCAAGACCCUUGCGCCGCUUUGUACAGGGGUUGGACCCAAGAUCAACCGCGAACUUGUUUUCGGAUGCGGUAUGCAUAGGAGAGAAGAUCAUCAACAAGGAGGACUGCUUCAUAUUGAAACUAGAGGCAAGUGCAUCAACACUCAGGGCUAGAAACACAAACAAUUUUGAGAACAUCCACCACACAAUAUGGGGAUACUUCAGCCAAAGAACUGGGCUUCUCAUUAAGUUUGAAGACUCACAUUUACUAAGCAUGAAGAAGGGAAGAGGAGAUGAUAGUAUCUUUUGGGAGACAAGCAUGGAAUCAGUGAUUGAGGAUUACAGAUACAUUGAUGGCCUCAAUAUUGCUCACAGUGGAAGAACAGUUGUCACUCUUUUUAGAUAUGGAGAGGGUUCUACCAAUCAUAAGAGAAAGAUGGAGGAGACAUGGACAAUUGAAGAGGUUGAUUUUAAUAUCUGUGGACUUACCAUGGAUUCUUUUCUACCUCCUGCAGAUCUUAAGAGGGAAUAAUAAAGGUUGUGAGAAAGUCAUUUAAUUUAAAAUUGAAUGAAAGUGAGUGAAACCUUAGGAGCUUAAGAGAGAAAAAAAAAAAAAAAAAA
Macadamia integrifolia is the source of this 1387-nucleotide messenger RNA. RefSeq lists its product as uncharacterized. NCBI's taxonomy places the organism in Eukaryota, Viridiplantae, Streptophyta, Magnoliopsida, Proteales, Proteaceae. The record is from RefSeq and is a predicted model, not a curated record. The coding region runs from base 144 to 1298 and encodes 384 amino acids. The transcript has 3 exons.